Messenger RNA from Carcharodon carcharias (great white shark), 3404 nucleotides. RefSeq names its product cAMP-regulated phosphoprotein 21-like. The transcript has 21 exons. The record is from RefSeq and is a predicted model, not a curated record. Gene Ontology annotation, molecular function: nucleic acid binding. The coding region runs from base 406 to 2892 and encodes 828 amino acids. Gene Ontology annotation, cellular component: cytoplasm. Lineage: Eukaryota; Metazoa; Chordata; Chondrichthyes; Lamniformes; Lamnidae.
UGUCACUGUCGGAUAUGGAGAUUGUUUGAAACCUCAUUAGUCAGUAACUGGCACACGUUAUGUUCCUUGCCUGUUCAGAAGCACCCCACUUUCCUCAUAAAGCCCAGCUCCGGGUUGGGAGAAGCACGUUCAGGUGAUCCACUGUGCCCAGGAACCUUCCUUUAGUUGUUUGACUGCAGUAGACAUGAUUUGGGGUUAAUGAUGGUCCAUCAAAUCCUCUUUGGGAACAGCAUGGAGGUUGCCAUUUUGGACUGUUGAUAAGGACAUGGGACUCACUUUGUCAUUGAUCAGUCGUGUUGAUUUCAACAGUGAACAGCAUCAAAUAGAAAGCAUUGACACACCAACGCAGAAACCGUGUACUGAAGGUCACUGCAUCUUCUACUUGUGUAAUCCUUUGCUGUGAGAAUGUCUGAGAAAGGUACAGUGAACCAAGAGACAGUGGAGGAAGCUGCAAAUGAGCAACAGAUUGAGAUUCCUCUACCCUCCCCAGAGACAUGUAUCAUUCGAACUGAAAGCUUGGAGGUAGAAGAGAAAGAGAAAGAAAAAGAGGAUAAAGCAAAUGAUACAAAGGCUGACCAUCAGAAACGACCAGUAAACCAGGGGCAGCCGAGGAAAAGAGCAAAGUCAGGAGCCAAAGGUAAACUGGUGAGAAGUCUUGCUGUUUGUGAAGAGUCUAAUCUGUCUCUACCAACGGAACCCACUCCAGAGGAUCAGGAUUCAGUACAGCUGCAGUUCACCAGCUCUUCAAGUUUUCAAGAUGAUGAUAAAACUAAUAAGGAGGAAUUGGAGAAAGAAAAGGACAAGGAUAAAAACAGAGAAAAAGAGAAAACUAAUGAGAAACCUAAAAUAAGAAUGUUGUCAAAAGAUUGCAGUCAAGAAUAUACAGACUCCACAGGGAUAGAUUUGCAUGAAUUUCUUAUUAAUACAUUAAAGAAUAAUCCCAGGGACAGAAUGAUGCUGUUAAAAAUGGAACAGGAACUAAUAGAUUUUAUCAAUGAUAACAACAAUCACUAUAAGAAAUUCCCUCCAAUGUCAUCAUAUCAUCGGAUGUUGGUGCACAGGGUAGCAGCUUAUUUUGGAAUGGAUCAUAAUGUAGAUCAAACAGGAAAAUCUGUUAUAAUCAAUAAAACUAGCAAUACUAGAAUACCAGAACAAAGGUUCUGCGAGCAUAUAAAAGAUGAGAAGAACGACGACUCCCAGAAAAGAUUUAUUUUAAAAAGAGAUAAUUCUAGUAUGGAUAAAGACGACAAUCAGGAAAUGUUUAUCUUGCAGCAAAAUAGGAUUCAUCCAUUUAGAGAUGAUAGAAGAAGUAAAUCAAUUGAGGAGAGAGAAGAGGAAUAUCAACGAGUAAGAGAGAGAAUUUUUGCACAAGAUUCCACAUGUUCCCAGGACAGCCUGUAUGUGGAAAACAGCUGCAUUCUAGAGGAUAUCAGUACAUUCAAUGACACACAGAAGAAGAGGCAGCUAUUUAGGAGUAAUAGAGAUGUAACAGGAAAAACAUCAGGUAGUCGGCAGAGCAGUACAGAGUUGGAUGUGAAGUGGACAGAUCAGCGACCCUGGAGCAGUACUGACUCAGACAGCUCAAAUCGAAACUUGAAGCCUCCUGUGACAAAGACAGCAAGUAUCGGUGGCAUAACUGUAUUAACACGUGGCGACAGCACAAACAGCAACAGGAGUACAGGCAAACUCUCUAAAACAGGUUCAGAGUCUUCCAGUAGCGCAGGCUCCUCAGGUUCAUUGUCACGGAACCAUCAGCCACUACAGAGUGCAAAUGUUGUCCCGGCAUCAGUCAGCUCUACGUGCUCAGUCUCUUACCCAGAUGGUGGAAUGGGUGGACAGGUGGCACCUACCAACACCAGCUACAUUUUGCUUCCUUUGGAAGCUACAGGUAUACCACCUGGCAGUAUUCUGUUAAACCCACACACAGGUCAACCCUUUGUGAAUCCUGAUGGCACACCCGCAAUUUACAAUCCUCCUGGUGGCCCACAAUCAAUUCGAAAUCAGCUUCCUGGCCAGGCCCAACAGCAGCCUGCUUCACAGCCACAGCAGCAGCAGCAACAGCAGCAGCAACAGCAGCAGCAGAUGCCCAGUCACCUGGUUCCACAGCGAGAAGACUUGGCUUCCCAGUUUAAUCAGAUGAGCUUAAGUCGACAGUCAUCAGGAGAUACACCUGAGCAACCUUCUGGUUCUGUCUAUCCAUCACCAAUCUUGCCUCAGCCACCCCAACAAACUAGCUACAUCAUGGCAUCACCAAGCCAACAGCUUCCUCCAGGAAGUUUUACUGGAUCUGGACAGCCCAUAUCUCAGCAAGUGCUACAGCCGCCACAAGGAUAUGUACAACAGCCACCUGCACAGAUGCCAGUGUAUUACUAUCCAUCGGGCCAGUACCCUACCUCAACAGCCCAACAGUUCAGGCCUGUUGCUUCUGUUCAAUACAAUGCACAGCGAAGUCAGCAUAUACCACAGACCACACAACAGACAGGUUUUCAGGCUGUGUUGCCUAAUCAGCAGCAAGGGUUCCAAGGCCUGAUGGGAGUGCAGCAGCCGCCCCAGAGUCAGAACCUGUUGAACAACCAGCAGGGAAAUCAGGUGCCCAGUGUGAUGGUCCAAUAUCCAGCCAUGUCUUCUUACCAAGUGCCAAUGACCCAGGGUUCUCAAGGGAUGCCUCAACAAUCUUACCCACAAGCUAUCAUGCUACCCAACCAGUCAGGUCAAGGAACACUUCCAGCUACUGGAAUGCCUGUCUAUUGUAAUGUUAUACCUCCUUCUCCACAAAACAACUUAAGGUUGGUAGCACCCCACUGCCCUACCAAUAAUGUACCAGUGAUCCCUGCUAACUGCAGAACAAACUGUACAAGUAUUAGCAGCACUGGAUGGCAGGUCAAGUACUGACACUGUGGCUCUGUGUGAAUAAAAUAAUAUCAAAAUGUAUUUUUGGACAUAGUAACUAUGGCCUUCUGAAUAAAAAGGAAUGUCAGUUGAGGAAAUAGAGUGUUAUGUUCUCAGUUGAUCACUGCUGGUAUUCUGUUUAAAUAAAUAAAUAAAAUUCUAAAAAAUGUUUGCUGGUUUCUGGUGCAUUUUAGUCAUGUCCCUGCUAGGUAUGCCUUUGUAGCUUAGCUGAGUGACAUGGAUUCCCUGAGGUAAGACCUCUCCCUACCACUGAGCACCACUGUGUAGAUUGUAAUACCCCAAUACUGAUUAGUUUUGUACUUUGUGUUGAGUUUGUGAAGCUGAAAAGUAUUACAAUUAUUAUAAUAAAAUACACAUUGUACCAAAGCUGAAAUGGAAAGAAUUGCUGUAUGGAAGGAAUAAUUUAUAUACACUAGAGUUUUUUAUGGAUAUAUACUGUAUUGUAGUGUUUAAUCACAAUAAAACUAUUUGACCUCAUGGGUAAAGGUCACAUU